Bicyclus anynana (squinting bush brown) is the source of this 4850-nucleotide messenger RNA. RefSeq names its product heterogeneous nuclear ribonucleoprotein 27C (gene Hrb27C). Gene Ontology annotation, molecular function: RNA binding. The record is from RefSeq and is a predicted model, not a curated record. Bases 122 to 1690 code for a protein of 522 amino acids. The transcript has 12 exons. NCBI's taxonomy places the organism in Eukaryota, Metazoa, Arthropoda, Insecta, Lepidoptera, Nymphalidae.
UCCAUGACUUUUUUGAGAAAGCGGAUGUGGUUGGUCCGCCAUAAUCAUUCGUGUGGGUCUGUGCUUGUGUGGUUUGGGUGUCUUACCGGUGCCAACCAUUAUUUUUAAUUAGUAAUAAGUUAUGCGUAUGAAUCCAGACAUGGACGAUGACGAGAAGGGAAAACUGUUUGUCGGUGGUUUAUCAUGGGAGACGUCGCAAGAGAACCUGCAGCGCUACUUCUCUCGCUACGGUGACGUGAUCGACUGCGUGGUGAUGAAGAACAGCGAGUCGGGGCGCUCGCGCGGCUUCGGGUUCGUAACCUUCGCGGAGCCGUCGCUGGUCAACGUUGUGCUCCAGAAUGGACCGCAUCAGCUCGAUGGCAGAACUAUCGACCCCAAGCCGUGCAACCCGCGGACGCUGCAGAAGCCCAAGCGCGGCGGCGGCUACCCCAAGGUGUUCCUCGGCGGUCUGCCGUCCAACAUCACGGAGACGGACCUGCGCGUGUUCUUCGGCCGCUACGGGAAGGUCAUGGAGGUCGUCAUCAUGUACGACCAGGAGAAGAAGAAGUCGCGAGGUUUCGGAUUCUUGUCAUUUGAAGACGAAAUUUCCGUUGAGAGAGUGACUCAAGAGCACUUCAUCAAUCUGAAUGGGAAACAGGUGGAGAUCAAGCGUGCCGAGCCCCGCGACGGCUCCGGCAAGUUGGGCUCCGGCGGUGGCGGCAUGGGCGGCGGUAGCAUGGGCGGAGCGCCCGGAGAUGCGCCCGCGGCCGGCCAGUGGGGCCCGCCGCAGGCUGCGCCCAUGAACAUCAUCCAGGGCCACAACGGCCAGAUGGGCGGACCGCCUAUCAACAUGCCCAUGGCUGGACCUAACAUCAUGCAAGGGUACCAAGGCUGGGGCACGUCGGCGGGGCAGACGUCGUACGCGGGCUACGGCGCGGCGGGCGGCGCGGGCGGGCCCGGCAACUACCAGGGCUGGGGCGCGCCGCCCGCCCCGCAGGCGCCGCCGCACGCGCCCGCCUGGCCCGCCACCAACAACUACACGCAGCACGCGCAGCCGCCCGCGCAGGGCUACGGCAGCUACGCUAACUACAGCUCGGCCCCGGCGGGCGCGUCGGCGGGCGGCAGCUGGACUAACUGGAGCAUGCCGCAGAACUCCAACUCGACUGGCUCCGGCUCGUACGUGCCCCUGUCGGAGGGCGGCGAGAUGUACGGGCGCGGCGGCGGCGGCGCGGCGGGUGGCGCGCAGCCCGCACUGGCCGGCGCGCUGUCGUCGGCGGCUCUGUCCAAGAGCUCCUCGGCGGCCGACUACUCGUACCAGCAGUACCCGCCCGCGUACCAGCAGGACCAGGGCUCGUCGUACGGCGGUGGCGGGUCGCGGUACGGCGCCGGCGGCGAGUACCCGGGCGCCGCGCAGCCGCCAGAGAGCGACGGUGUAGGCGGCACGGCGGGGAGUCCUAAGUUUGUGAGCAUGGCCCCCAUGAGCGACACCAUCGGAACUCCGCCACAGGUGCCAAUGAUCUACUGUCCGGCCAUAGUGUCGCCGCAGCCGUCCUUCUGUAAUGUUUCCGACGUGUCCAACACUGCGUCAGGUGAUGAUUAUGAAUACACUGGGGCAUCAGGAGACGGGUAUCAGCGUUCGUCCAAACGGAGCCACCACGGAUCAUCCAGCGGCACCGCAUCUGCGUCAUCCUACCAUCCCUAUCGACGUUAGCGAUUGAGGUUAUCCUCGCCGCUCAUGUUGCCCUGGUAGGUCAAACAUCUUGAGCGGGCACUACGUUUGCGUCAACUUCUAUGUGUCUGUCUGUCGACGUUAGCGUGUGAGUUCACCUCCUCAUCGCUCAUGCUACUUUGGUACCUCAUUGCUCUUUACACAUCACUGUACGUCCUAUGAGAAGAAAAUACUAAGUUACUCAUUCCUAUACAAGAAUUAGAUUAUUUAUAUCUAUUAUCAGAUGUCUUGGUAUGAAAUACUAUUUUUAGAAGAAUUUAGCUUGCAAUAGGUAUAUGACAUUACCCGUGUUGAUUUAAAUCACAUCGUUUUGUGUGAACACAAAGGUACAAGGCAUGUCACAGGAUUCUGCAGGCACAGUUAGAUAUAUCAAUGUCAACCAGCUGAUGUGUAGGCAAUGCCACCUUUUUUUGACUUUUUUUGUAAGCUGUUUUACGGCUCUAUCGAUAUUUGAUUAUACUUGUAAAAUAAUAUUUUUCCUAUGAACGCAAUCAUUGAGUUUGUAAAUGUUUUAUUAUUUUUUUUUCUUUUUUACGGAUACGAGUCUAUAAGAAACGUUUGACUAGAUAAUGGGUACAUAAAGCUAGAUGUUUACUAACUGAGAGAACUCCGGGCAAUUACCUUGGUUGUCAUUGGAUUUUUCAACUUGUAUUUUUAAACGUUUAGUUUAUUACACGUAUUUACUUACGUGUGUAUGUUAAAAUAGUUUAAAAAGAACCUGCCUCGUUAAUAUAAUAUUUUUAGUACAUUGUGAUGUUUCUUAUAAACUUUAGUCCCUACAAUUAGGUUGGUUAGAUAAGUUUUUUUUUUCUUUUAGACUUAUUUCUUUAGGACUAGUUUCAAACCAUUUGAAACAUUUAAAUUUUUUUUAGUUGUAAUAACUUGUUUUGUGGGCCCCAUUAGUACUUCUAUUUCACAAUUACAAAACAUUACAGUACUUGAAAGUUCAUGACCGAAGCAUAUUUUUGUAUAAGCAAAAUUAUAUUGUUAAAGGUAUGCAUUUUAGACUUGCAACAGUCCAGUUUGAUCACUUGUAUACUAAAAUAUUUGUAUAAAUUUCUGGUUUCAAGAUGAGAUAUUAUGUCAUGGAAUUUGAUCAAAAAGAUUCUUUAAAAAAUUACCAUACUUAGUGAACAUCGCACCACCGAAAAUAAACGAAUAAGUGAUUUCCAUACAGAGUUACUUAUGUACUUACCUAAAUAAAACUUUGUAUUUCGUAUAUUAGUAUACAUAAGCAAUUAAGAUAUUCUUUAGUCUGUGCAUCUUGCACUUCAUUUGAGGGUAAACCACAGAUGAGACAGCGCUAAAAGCUAACGCUUUUAGAAGUAGCAAGGGGGCGUGGCCUGCGUACACCCGGGUGUGCGGAACAUCGCAAGCGUUUCCGCGCAUGAACUAGCAGUCUUGGUUUGUUUACUGACAUUGUAUUAUUACACUAUAUAUGUGUUUGUUUAGGCCACGCCCCCGGGUGCGCUUGUUUCAAUACAAAGAAUUGGCACUUUAUAAAUCUUGUUAUCUCUUAUAUCUGUGUGGUAAACCGUAUGUAAUUGUGAGAUGGAAAAACUAAACCAUCAUCAUAUGCAUUUUAUAUCGUAUACCAGUUAUUAACUUAACCACUCAUGUGGUAAAGUUUGCAUUUCAACUGACAAGUACAUAUACAUUGACUGAUUGUAUGUUUCGAAUAUAAUAAAUAACUCCAAAUGUUUCAUACACAUCAUUUGGCAUAUCUACCGAAUUUAUAUUUAGGUACAUACAGUAAGUUUUUUUUUUAAUAAAAUUUAUAUUUAAUUACUUCCUGCAACCAUUCCGAUGGUUACGAAUCUAGAUUAAGACGUUGUAUUUUCAUAGUUUUUAUACACAAGGGCGUGUGAGGUCGCAAUGCAUCGCUAAAUGCUAUUUCAAACUAAUAAUUUAAUUGUAUUAUAUAUGAUUAAUUAUUAUUUAAGAAUUUGUACGGUUUUAAUAAAUUAGAGUGAAAUCUUUUACACCAUGUUAUCAUGAAUUUGCAUUAAUUGUGUAUGAAAAAUGAUUCCAAACUAAUCAUGACCUACUCAUUAUAUUUUGAUUGUGUUGUGGAGCGACCUGCAUAAAGCGCAAUAUCCAUCGCAAGCGAAGCUUUUACUAGUACCUACCUACCUACAUACAUUAAAACUUUAAGUGUGUAUAUUUAGCAUAGCAAACUUUUUGCCAAAUUUUACGUUUUUGUCUUGUAUUUUGAGAAUUUGAUAUCAUAUUUUUUUUUUCAUUUGAUGCUAAUUUUUCUUUUCUCGCUGAUCUAAACUUUUCGUAAAAGGUCCUAUCUUUCGAGCUUUUUAGGCAAGGUAGUCGCGAAAGGUAAAUUGUUGUAAAAUGACAACCAUGGCAAACAAAAAGUGCUCGCGUUCUUAUCUUAAUAUACUUAAAUACAUAGCAUAUUAAUACUAAAUUACUUAACCCUUGUUGUGGAUAUUGCGCACGCCGUUAUAGUUUGUAAGAGCGUUUCAAAAAUCAUGUCGCAAAACAGUAUUUUACUCAUAGUAAUUAAAUUAUACGCUCAACAAAAUUUCCUACAUCCGUUACCUAUACAAUUGAAUGCCUCAAAUGCCUUUAAUUCAUAUCUUUGCCGUUGAUAAAAUUAAGAACAAUUAACUUUAGUCAAACUGUAUUAUAUUAAUGGUGAUAUAUCGCAUAUACUAAGUUACUCCAUCUUAAUUAUUAUGCACCAUUUUAUGCAGAUUAUUUUUACCUGGUCACAUAUUUAGUAGACACCUGCGCUUGUGUAGCGUUUAUUGUCUAUGCUGCAAAAGACGUGACUUCGCAAUAGACAGUGACUGGAAAUGACAUCUUGCGUUUAAGCAUAGACAAUAAACAAACACAAGGUGUUGCUAUAGUUGGUUAAAAAUGUGUGCGAAAUAUUAACUUUUUUAAUCUGUUUAUGGAAAGAGCGUUGUACACAAUGACUUAAUAUGUAAUAUUACGAGAAUUCUAUGAUACCGAAUUUAUAGUGAAAUGGAAUAAGUCAAUGUGUGCAUCCUACGUUAAAUUAGGUAUUUCUUUAGUUUCACGGUUUUCAAUGUCAUGAAUUCCAUGUUGAAGAAAACACUAUGUUCUCAUUUGACAUCUGUAUUUUGUUCUAUUUAAAUAAUAAAAGUACUAAUAAUAUUAA